AUGUAUGUGGAUGACUCCCGUGGAAAAAAGGUGACAAAAAAGCCAAUUUUUUUUCCCUAUUGUCAAACAAAACAAAAAAAAAUAGCCCGUCACCUCGAAAAUAAACAAAAAGAUGAAGACGAGGUGAAGAAAUUCAUAUUCUUACCCAAAGAAAUUGUAAUCAGCACGUCCAAGAGAACAACCCAGUUAUUGACUAGAAGAGUAACUUCCAGAAUUCACACUAAAGCAUCAGUUGUUGUGAGGAAAGAUCUCAAGCCUGUUCUGAGAGAGGAUGAUGUAACUAGGCUGAUAAGAUUCGAUGAACUCGUGAUCAUAUACGCUAAUGAAAUGACGGAGAAAUAUCGCAAUCCUCGUCACUUCGAUAUGAUCAGACAAAGGAUGAGGUUGAUCAGACGAUUUUUAUUGAUAAUGAAGAAAAUCGACAAAGAAAUAACUGAUCUCUCUUCGAUAUUCGAUCCCAAAUUCUCAGACAACACACUGAUAGCAAUCAACGAAGCCGCUCGAUUCAAUGCUAUUACGUGCAACUAUAAGGCACCAACAGUAGUCUCGGAAGAUUACAAGAGGAAGAAUACAAAUGAUUUCCUGAAACUUCUCACACAAAAAAAUUUAUAUAAGUAUCAACAGGAACGUGACAGAGUCCCAGGUUCAAAUGAAGAAAAAGUUACUCUGCCAUCCAUGGACGAUAUGGAAUUAUUGCAUUCCCACAUUACUUUGAUUCGAAAGCAAUCUCUAUUUGACAUUCAGAAAACCUUCUCUACUGAAGCAUUUUAUGAGUUGGCAGAGACUACGCUGAUGUCAAUCCAACUUUAUAAUAGGAGAAGGGCCAAGGAAGAAGAGAGAAUCCUGAUAGAAGAUUUCAAUUUCUAUCAAGGUAUAGACGACAACACUGACAAAGAUCUUUUCAGGGCUCUACACGAUGAGAGUAGGCAGAUUGCGAGACAAUAUGUCAGGUUCACGAUUAGAGCAACCACGUGCAUUACCCUCAAUUCACGAGAGCAAGAAGUUUCAGACCUUGCCAGUUUCAUGGGACAUGCAGAAAAAACUCAUAAAGAAAUAUACAGACAACCUGUCAUUAGUAGAGAUAUUCUGAGGAUGUCUAGAUUGCUAGAAAUUGCGCAAGGAGCUGAUAGUGAAACAGAUAGUGACAGCGACAGUCAGGUAGAUGAAAUGAAUAACCCGAAAGAACAACUGAAAACUCAUACUUGUGAACGUAUUCAAGAGAAUGAGAGAAAUCGAAAAAAUGAACCAGCAUUGCAGAGUCCCCUGUCGCCAGUAUCUUCGACCAUAAAGCCAGUAUCUCUACAAACACCACUUCACGAAAGUUGUCCAAUAGCUGAACAACAUAAGGAAAUUAACGAUGACAUCGAUGAACCAAUUGGACUAGAUAUGGUAGGGACUUCACCACCACAAGAACCAUUCGAACUUUUUCCAAGUACUUCAUCCAAAAUCACAGGUAACAUUCAAUUUUACAAGAUACCCUAUAACUAUUGA
Messenger RNA from Phaedon cochleariae (mustard beetle), 1491 nucleotides. The record is from the annotation of a GenBank genome assembly. NCBI's taxonomy places the organism in Eukaryota, Metazoa, Arthropoda, Insecta, Coleoptera, Chrysomelidae.